Molecule: messenger RNA, 1659 nt
Organism: Gaeumannomyces tritici R3-111a-1
Lineage: Eukaryota; Fungi; Ascomycota; Sordariomycetes; Magnaporthales; Magnaporthaceae
Exons: 5
Coding region: 1-1659 (552 amino acids)
Biological process (GO): nucleolar large rRNA transcription by RNA polymerase I; RNA polymerase I preinitiation complex assembly
Cellular component (GO): RNA polymerase I core factor complex; RNA polymerase transcription factor SL1 complex
Molecular function (GO): RNA polymerase I core promoter sequence-specific DNA binding
Source: RefSeq, a predicted model, not a curated record
AUGUCUGAACGUCGAAACUAUCACAGAUUCCCCAAGGGCCAAACGUGUGAGCAAUGUCCGUCCAAGCGGUGGUACUCGGAAGACGGACGGCGAUACUGCGACCGGGGCCAUGAGAUAGAGGGAUUCGUGGAACGCGGAUUCGAGGACGAGGAUGCGUUUGGGCAGACGGGCCACAUCGCCCGAAAAGAGAAGGAGGAGCGCGAGAGGGUGUCCCGAACGCUGUCGGGCAACGCGUCGCGCGAGCUGUACCUCCAGUGCUUGCAGCUGGUCCUACGCAAGCAGCUCUUCUGGCUCUUGCGCGACCGCGGCCUGCCGCCCGAGCUGGAGACCGUUGUGCGCGACCUCUGGGCGCUGCGCACGCGCAACAUCGCGGGGCUCAAGACCGUGGCGGACGCGAAGAGGGAGGAGGGCGAUGGCGACGACGAGGAGGCUGGUGGCUCGUUUGGCUCGGGCACAGAGGCCGGCACGCCCGAGUUGAAGAUGUACAGCUCCGAGGGGAGCGCCAGCGAGAAGAGCGGUGACUUGUCGGACGCCACGAACAUCACCACCAUGAGCACCAGAGCUCGUAGCUGGAGUACGGAUAUCAGCUCCAAGCGAUCGCUCCCGACGCUCAUUGACACUCUGGCGCUCUGCUAUCUUGGCACUCUCUUGAUGCGCCUGCCCGUGAGGGUUGGGGAUUUGUUUGUUUGGGGAAUGAACAGCCAGAUAACGUACCUUGAUGCUAUUCAGGAGCUGCCCAAGGGGAUGAGCAGCCGCCUCCCAAGUCGGUAUCAAAGAAUGCUGUCCGCGCGCGCCUCUCCGUUUUCCGGCGGCGAACUGCACGAGGCCGUGAUACGGCUAGCAGGCUCGUUCAAUGCGAACUACAAGCUCAAAUUCCCGCCCCUGAAUGAGCCGCUGUUGCUUAUGAGGUACACAAGAGAGCUUGCGCUCCCGAUCGAAGUGUAUGCCUUCGUCCAGGGGAUGGUGGAGUUCCUUAAUGUCGACUUUACGUUUCCUCUGGAGCAGCGAAGGGUCAAGCUGCUGGAUCACCCUGAUGUUUUCCUCGUUGCUUGCACAGUUCUGGCUACGAAACUUCUCUGCCCAUUCGACAACGACGAGAGAUUUGCAGAGGGCGCCGCUCCUCCAUUGGCCAGCAUGAACUGGGAUACCUGGAAUCGCAGCUUCAGCAAGCCGGAGGCGGAAAUUACUCUCUCACGGCGCGAUCUCGAAAAGCUCGGUUCUGAGGAGGCGUGGACCCUCAACAGUACCAAGACCGACGACUACCUGGACUGGUACCAGCAAGCCAAAAUCGACGAACAGCGUCCUAAUGUGCUGGCUCGUUUUGCCGCCCUGUUCCCCUUGGAAAAGAGAGACAGGAAGGAGCCUGCUUCAGAGCCUAGCGAGGCGGCAAUAGAUGAGAGACUUACUCGCCUGCAGGGCAGUAUAAGUAGUAUAUCGAUCGGAGCCACCGGCACCAGGAGACCUGGCGAGGCGCAUCACGUAUACAGGACCGUUGAGGAUCUCACAGAAAACUCCAAGCUGUUUUAUACCAAAGCAGCCGAGAUCUCAGGGUUGUCGAUCGCCAAGCUAGUCAAAGCCGUUUUCAUGCUUGAGCGAAGGCUUGACGCAUGGAUUGCGACUAAAAAGCAGGCAGACAAGGGAGAGCGGGAUGACGCCUAG